UAAAUUAUAUUAAAUGAAAAACGGAGAAAAAAUAAAAAUACUACAUGAAGCAGUGUUUAUAAAAAGGGCGUGUGUGUUGCCAGUCCCCUCCACGUCUCUUCUCCAGCAGCAGCAGCAGCAGCCAUGGCCGCCGGCGUGAGGAACAUGCUCAUCGCCUUCCUCCUCCCUCUCCCCUCCCUCCUCUUCUUCUUCACCUUCGUCCGCCCCUCCAACCAGGACAGCAGGAGCACGGUGUCGUCGUGGUGCGCCGCCCACCCCCUCCUCGUCGCCAACCUCGUCUUCCUCUUCAACGUCGACCUCCUCUUCUGGCUCAUCGGCAAUCUCCUCUCCAACCACUGGCUGAUCGAUCUUUACUGGACCGUCAUCCCGGUGAUGCUUCUGCACUACUACAGGGCCCACCCGGCCGCCGUGGCGGACGCGGCGAGGUCGGCUGUGGCGGUGGCGCUCACCUGGGUGUGGAGCGCCAGGCUCACGCACAACUACCUGAGGAGGGAAGGGUGGCAGUGGGGCAAGAGGGAGGACUGGAGGUUCGCCGAGAUGCGGGGCCAGUACGGCGACGCGUGGUGGUGGAUGUCCCUGGUCGCCGUCUACCUCUCGCAGCAGGUGUUCCUCAUCGGCGUCUGCCUCCCGAUGUACGCCAUCCACUCCAGCGACCACCCAUGGGGCGCCUGGGACGUCCUCGCCACAGUGGCCUGCGUCGCCGGCAUUGCCAUCGCGCACUUCGCCGACACCCAGCUGCACAGGUUCGUGGCCACCAACGAGAAGCUGAAGAAGGUGGGUGAGCCGACGGUGGCGACCCUGGAGGAGGGGCUGUGGCGGUACUCGCGGCAUCCCAACUACUUCGGGGAGCAGCUGUGGUGGUGGGGACUGUACCUCUUCGCCUGGAACGUGGGGCAGCCAUGGAUGCUGGUCGGGCCUCUUGUGAACAGCAUGUGCCUGGGCUAUGUCACCGUGCUCGUGGAGCGGCGCAUGGUGAAGCAGCAGCACCGAGCAGAGGCCUACAAGCUCUACCAGAAGACCACCUCUGUGUGGAUCCCCUGGUUCAGGAAGCCACUCCCUCAGGCUCAGCCCACCACCACCACCAACUAAAUUGCUCUCUCUUUCUCAUUCUCUUCAAGUCUUCAUUAUUAUCUGUGUUUGGUUGCUCCUUCCUGUAUGUCGUGUUCUUUGUGAUUUUUCAUCUCUUGUCGUGUAAUUAACUAUUUGUAUAAUCUGUAACUUGUAUCAUCGUCACCUGUCAAGGUGUGAAUUUACGGUGUUCCCGACAUUAAUAUCUCUUCUGUGUAAUGUCAACACUAAAAUUAAAAUGAUAAUGAGGGAGGGCUGUGUUGCUAGA
This is a messenger RNA of Oryza brachyantha (malo sina), 1336 nucleotides long. RefSeq lists its product as uncharacterized. The record is from RefSeq and is a predicted model, not a curated record. The transcript is spliced from 2 exons. Gene Ontology annotation, biological process: lipid metabolic process. Gene Ontology annotation, cellular component: membrane. NCBI's taxonomy places the organism in Eukaryota, Viridiplantae, Streptophyta, Magnoliopsida, Poales, Poaceae. Bases 124 to 1089 code for a protein of 321 amino acids. Gene Ontology annotation, molecular function: oxidoreductase activity, acting on the CH-CH group of donors.